Messenger RNA from Paramuricea clavata, 372 nucleotides. Lineage: Eukaryota; Metazoa; Cnidaria; Anthozoa; Malacalcyonacea; Plexauridae. The record is from the annotation of a GenBank genome assembly.
AUGCCUCAAAAAGUUGGUGAAUUGGCUAAAACUUUGCCCUACUAUCCAAAAGAGUUGCCUUUAGUUCUUGUUUCUGUUAAGGGUAAGGAGGAUGUAACUGUUAGAAGAGCCCAAGUUGAAGAAGCAUUAUACUGGUUAAUUUAAAAUAAUCCUCAUUACAAAGAUCUCAAAAUUAACAUGCAUGCUUUAAGUUGUUUACCAGAAGAUGGUAUUCCAAAUGAUGUUAAAGUUAUAGAAUCGGUGAAUGAAGAUGUAGGAAGUGACGAUGAUAUAGAUGAAGAUUCUAGCAUUGAUUAUGAAGAAAUUGUAUACAACGAAUCUACAGAAACAAGUAGUGUUAUUCCUGACAUCAGCCACAACCACAGUUUCUAA